Messenger RNA from Cydia amplana, 554 nucleotides. Its product is annotated as membrane protein BRI3-like. Bases 116 to 487 code for a protein of 123 amino acids. The record is from RefSeq and is a predicted model, not a curated record. The transcript has 3 exons. Lineage: Eukaryota; Metazoa; Arthropoda; Insecta; Lepidoptera; Tortricidae.
AGACAUUUGACAGCUGAUUGUCUUGCGAGCGAGUCUUGUUUCUUGUAGAGUUCUACAAAGAAAGUUAUUGCAAAACUUUACAUGCAAGUGUUUUAGUUUCUAAGCAGAAGGAAUAAUGGAAAAGCCGACAGUUACCGUGACUGACCAGCCUCCACCGUACUCUGCUGCGGUGCCAGGUAAGCCCCCUCCGCAGCCUGCGCCCGCCGGCGCGCCGUGCCCGCCGCCGCCGCCGCCGCCCGGCUACACGCCGUACGGCGCCGCGCCGCCCAACACCGCCUACUUGCCCAACUACGGCGCCACCACUGUCAUCAUUCCGCCACAGAUAAUCGCCGUGAACGCGUGCCCGGCUUGCCGCGUGGGCAUCCUGGAGGACGACUUCACGUGCCUCGGCAUCCUGUGCGCCAUCUUUUUCUUCCCCCUCGGGAUAUUGUGCUGUCUCGCUCUCAAGAACCGACGGUGCUCGAACUGCGGGGCUAUGUUCGGGUAAUCCUGUAGUAGACAAGAUGAUAAUCCUUUAUUGACGUCAAUCGAAAAGUCUAUAGGAAUGAUAACGA